AUGGACGCGGGCGGCGGCGAGGAAGGGCAUGCGGUGCCGUGGGAGAACUACUACCACCGAGAUGUGGUCUUGUUUGCGAUUGACUGUGGAGCGACGAUGCACGCUGCGGAAAAUGACGAGCCGCCGCUGCUGAUGGCGCUCCGAGCAGCGGCGCGUCUCAUGGAAAUGAAGCUCGUGAGCUCGCCCAAGGACCACGUCGGCAUCCUCUUGUGGAAUACGGCCGAGUCGAUGAUGACUACCGAAAGCCGCAGUGGGUUCAAGCCACACACGGUCGAGUACACCAAGCCACAGCAAGUCAAUGUGCCAGUCACGUAUGCGCUGCAGGAGCUCAUUGCGGCGGCCGAGCGCGGUUCCAGUGUGCUCGAGAAGCGGUUUGCGCCUUCGGACCAAAUGCCGAUUGAGCAUGUCUUGUCGAAUGCACUGCACUUGCUUACCUCGGCUGCCAAAGCCGGUACACGCCGCAUCUUUUUUAUUACGAACCAAGACGAGCCGCAGCCCGGGGAGUCUAAGCAGCUGGCACAGAAAGCAUGCAUCGACCGUAUGAAGGAUAUGUACCGUCGAGGCAUCGACAUGGAGCCGUUCUUUAUGUCGACCAAGCUGCACGAGUUCCGUGUGAAUGCGUUCUAUGCAGAGAUCGUGGGCGUGUACGACGACGGGAUUGUGGAUGAUGCGCUCCGCCCGUGGCGCUUGCGGCAGAUGCAGGACCAGAAUGGGUCGAAACGCAAGGCAUGGGACUCGGCGCUGAAGCUGCAGGAGCUCGAGGAGCAAAUGGGGGGCCGCGAAAUGCCGAAGCGCGUCAUUUUUGACCUGCUCUUUGACCUCGGCAGCCUGUCCAAGCCGAACGACGACAAGCACGCCAAGGCUCAGCGCCCUUCGCACUGGCGCAUCCACGUCAAGGGCUACGCGCUGGUCUCGGAGGCGACCAAGGACCCCCCGGUCAAGGUGUCGUCGUACGGCAUGGAAGACCCGGAGGAUAUGUACGAAGUCAUGGCGUACCAGCACCUCUAUGAUACCCAGUCCGGCAACCGCGUGAGUGCCGCGCAGGUCGCCAAUGCCUACCAGAUCUGCGACGAUCCCAUGAAUCCGGCGCAGGUGCUGCUGUCGGAGGACGAGGUCAAGUCCUUGCGCACGUUUGGGUGCAUUCCCGGCAUCAAGCUCCUUGGCUUCAAGAGCAGAGACACACUUCACUUCUUCGAAAAUAUUAAGCAUGCCUACUUCCUGUACCCCUCGGACCUCGAGCAGCCUGGAAGCAAGCGUACCUUUGCGGCGCUGCUGCAGUCCAUGCUGACCAAGAACAAGUACGCGCUGGGCCUGUAUGCCCCGAGGGAGAAUGUGAUUCCGGCCUUUGUCGCGAUCCUUCCCCAGGCCGAAGAGCUCGACGAAGAAGGAAACCAGCUCGUCCCGCCCGGCAUGAACAUGAUUGUCCUGCCGUACGCUGACGAUAUCCGCGAUGCACCGUCUGGAAACACCGACAACGCAAACAGCGAAGAGGUCGUGGCGGCUGGCAAGGUGAUAGACACCUUUUUGCGCAAGGCGCCCUUGAAUCCCGAUGCGUUUACGAACCCCGCGCUGCAUCACCAUUAUAGUGUGCUAAUGGCGUCGGCAUUCGGAACGCCAGUGCCUGCGUACAGGGAUACCAUUCUACCCGACUAUGAUCUGAUCCACGAGCGUGCCAGCGCAGCGAUCCGGACGUGGAACGAGGCUCUGUUGGCGGACCCACGCACCACGCCUGCGCCACCUCCCCCCCGUGCGCCCAAAGCGAGCGCUCCCUCUGCGCCGUUUGAUCCCGCACGCGAGAAAGAGGUGCGCAAUAUGUACAACGAAGGUGUACUAGGCAGGCUCCUCGUUGGCGACCUGCGCGCCGCGUGCCACCACUUUGGCCUGCCGACCUCGGGCCGCAAGAAUGAAUUGCUGGGCGUGCUAAGUGCUCAUCUUGCUACAUCAUAA
Malassezia japonica is the source of this 1947-nucleotide messenger RNA. It is a transcript of the gene KU70, whose product is annotated as ATP-dependent DNA helicase II subunit 1. The record is from RefSeq and is a predicted model, not a curated record. Gene Ontology annotation, molecular function: DNA helicase activity; telomeric repeat DNA binding; damaged DNA binding. The transcript has 8 exons. Gene Ontology annotation, cellular component: nucleus; Ku70:Ku80 complex. Bases 1 to 1947 code for a protein of 648 amino acids. Gene Ontology annotation, biological process: double-strand break repair via nonhomologous end joining; telomere maintenance. NCBI's taxonomy places the organism in Eukaryota, Fungi, Basidiomycota, Malasseziomycetes, Malasseziales, Malasseziaceae.